AUGGCGUCAUUGGGACCCGUUCCCCGCAAAUUAAACACCGUCAUCUCAUCCCAUUCCAAAUUCCCACACUUCUCUCCUUCGAAACCCUCCAAUUGCUCUCUCCCUUCCACUCCUCUAUGCUCCUACGCCGUUUCCGAUUCCAAGAACCCCACCACCAACAGCAACAAGAACCGCCAAAACGCGCUGUUUGAUGCAACCACCCUGAACGUUAAUUUGAUUGAGUUGUGCGAAGAGGGUAAGCUUGCUGAAGCUUUGGAACUCAUGGGUCAAGGUUCUGUUGCUGAUUAUGGUGUUUUUCUCGCCAUGUUGAAUUUGUGCGAGGGUACGAGGUCGCUUGAGUAUGGGAAAAGAGUUCAUGAGUUCUUGAGAAUAUCGAGAGAGAAACAUGAGUUCUUGGUGAAGGGAGGUGGCUGUGGCGGUGCUGAGGUGAUGGUGAUGGAGGUUAUGGAGGUUAUGGUGAUGGUGAAGAAGAUGAAGAUGAUGAUGGUGAAUGGUUGGCUCAGAUUGGGGGAGGGUUUGGGAGUGCCACGUAGGUUCGGAAAGGCACGAACUAAGCUCAGAUCCAAGGCGGGGCACUUUUGUCACACGGACAGCAUCUCUCAUGAGUACAAGAUUAGUUUCGAGCUAUCAUAG
Molecule: messenger RNA, 633 nt
Organism: Arachis stenosperma
Lineage: Eukaryota; Viridiplantae; Streptophyta; Magnoliopsida; Fabales; Fabaceae
Exons: 3
Coding region: 1-633 (210 amino acids)
Source: RefSeq, a predicted model, not a curated record